CUUUGAACCUGUUGAACUUUACCGCCGUCCCAUUUGAAUACCAAGAACUGUCCAACAAGAGCGGGCUUAGUGAACUAAACAGCAAGUCCAGUCAAAAUGAGCCCGAUGCUAGUCUUUUCUGACUUCGACGGGACAAUAUGUGUUCGGGAUACCGGCACUGUCAUCAUCGAUACCGGAAUGGGAUACGACGCUCGUCGAGCUCUGGAUCUUCAGAUCCUCAACGGAACAAUCUCCUUCCGGGACGGCGUGCGUCAGAUGUUCGACAGCGUCACCAUCACAUGGAACGAGGCCGUCAAGCUCCUUCACGGCGCCCCGCUUGAUCCACACUUCGCAGCCCUCCACGAUCUCUGCAAAGAGAAGAAGAUUCCACUGACCGUGCUAAGCAGCGGGAUCAAGCCGUUGAUUGCAAAGCAUUUGGAGGACUAUCUGGUCACCGAGGAUGCCGAGAAGGAGGAGGAGCAGGGCAUCAUGACGCUGGUGGCGAAUGACGUGGAUUACGUGGAGGCUGAGGACGGGAAGAGUGGGAAGUGGAAUUUUCUUUUCCGGGAUGACACCCCACAUGGCCAUGACAAAGGACUGUCCAUCAAAAACUACAUAACCGAGUACCAGCGCACACACAGGGCCCCCAACAACCAGCGGCCAUACGUCGUGUUCAUUGGCGACGGCAUAUCGGACAUUUCUGCGGCUAGGGAGGCCGACAUCAUCUUCGCUAAGCGUGGAAAGGACUUGGAGACUUGGUGCGUCAAUUCGAAGGUGGACUAUGUGCCGUGGGACGAUUUUGGGAUUGUUGUGGACACUGUGAGGCGGAAGUAUGUGGAACUCGUCCAGUGAAUGAGGAGAGGCGUAUAGGGAGAGACGUUAGAUCUGGACGAGGCAUCAGGAUAGACUGGGAAAUUCAGAUUUGUUUAUAGAUCUUCAGGACUGAAUCGAAAUUGGGGCCCUUGCUGAGAUAGUAACGGGUGGAAAUCAGUGAGC
This is a messenger RNA of Fimicolochytrium jonesii, 975 nucleotides long. RefSeq names its product HAD-like domain-containing protein. The transcript is spliced from 5 exons. Lineage: Eukaryota; Fungi; Chytridiomycota; Chytridiomycetes; Spizellomycetales; Powellomycetaceae. The record is from RefSeq and is a predicted model, not a curated record. Gene Ontology annotation, molecular function: phosphatase activity. Bases 97 to 831 code for a protein of 244 amino acids.